Molecule: messenger RNA, 941 nt
Organism: Paramisgurnus dabryanus
Lineage: Eukaryota; Metazoa; Chordata; Actinopteri; Cypriniformes; Cobitidae
Gene: c14h1orf50
Product: chromosome 14 C1orf50 homolog
Source: RefSeq, a predicted model, not a curated record
AGGACCCAAAAAACGCCCCCUUCAUGUUUUGUAAUUGUGUGACGCCGGUUACAAAGCUCGUGUUAUUUUACUGCAACUCUACAAAGUUUUAUAGACAUUCAAUUACAAAAUGGAGAGAACUGUAAGUCUACCAGAUCAGGUCAACAAAACCACCACAGUUACCCUAGUGGAGACCAGCAGUAAUCCGAGUGGAAUGGUGCUGGUUAAUCCCUACCAAACAAACCGGAUUGGGGAUCCCAUGGAUCUGGUUGCCCUUGCACAGCAAGUACAGAAGGGAGAUGAGUUUAUCAGAGCCAACGCUUGCAACAGACUCACAGUCAUUGCUGACCAGAUAAGAUACCUGCAGGAGCAAGCAAGAAAGGUGUUGGAAGAUGCCAGGAAAGAUGCUGAGCUUCACCAUGCAGCCUGCAAUGUUGUGAAGAAACCAGGGAACAUGUACUAUCUGUACAUGCGUGAAUCUGGACAGCGAUACUUCUCUAUUCUGUCUCCAAAGGAAUGGGGUCCCGGUUGCCCACACAAGUUCCUUGGUGGAUACAAACUUCAACAUGACAUGUCUUGGACACCACAGGAGGAGGUUGAAAGAAGGGAUGCUGAAAUUGGCAUCAUGGACAAACUGUUAAACAGGCAAACUGCUCUUCCAGCCUCUACAGAGCCAAACUUUGAGAGCCUUUCAAAAUGAGAAAGCAAGAAACCACUCGGGAACUUAAGUCUUAUCUGGUCAUGGAUGCCACCUGGUCUUAAAGGAGAUGAUUUAAUGGAUACAGCAAAGUGAACCGGUUUACAGUUUCAGUCCAGUUUGAUGCAUUUUUCUGAUAUUGUCUGGAGGUUUUAAAUUCUGUGAUUCAUAUUAAUAAUGUGUCUUUAUGUUAACGAUUAUUAUGCGGACACUGUUUGUCCUUAUCGUGUAUGCUGCUUGAAUUGAAUUCAAAUGCAAAUUUUAU